This is a messenger RNA of Papaver somniferum (opium poppy), 1428 nucleotides long. RefSeq names its product plant UBX domain-containing protein 1-like. The coding region runs from base 767 to 1078 and encodes 103 amino acids. Gene Ontology annotation, molecular function: ATPase binding. Gene Ontology annotation, biological process: protein-containing complex disassembly. The transcript has 6 exons. The record is from RefSeq and is a predicted model, not a curated record. Lineage: Eukaryota; Viridiplantae; Streptophyta; Magnoliopsida; Ranunculales; Papaveraceae.
AACCCUAGAUUUACUUCAAACAUAUUUAAGGUUUCUGCUGCAGAAAAUGAAAGUUAGGGUUUGAGGUGAUGUUCUGAGAUGAAUCGAGGUUUUGCUGCAAGAAUUGAGAUUUAAUGGGUUUGCAGAGAAUGGUAUUGUUGAUUGGAUAUGUGGAGUUAGAAAGUUAGGGUUGGAUUUGAGAUUUGAAAGUUAGGGUUUGAGAUUUGUGGAGUUCAAAAGUUAUGGUUGGAUUUGAGAUUGAAAGUCAGGGUUUAAGAUUGAAAGUUGUGUGGAAAAGAUAGAAAUUGAAAGUUAGGGUUGGAUUUGAGAUUCUGAGAUUGAAUGGAUUUGCAGAGAUUGAAUGGGUUUGCAGAGAAUGACGUUGGUGGUUGGAUUUGUGGAGUUUGAAGAUUCUUUAUCUGGCUUGUGCAGAUGAAGUCAAGAUCAUGAAGUGGUGCUGCCAUUUGAGAAGUUGAUGCUGAGGAAUUGAAGAUGGCAGUGUUGCUUGGUGUUGGUGCUGCUACUAAGUGGUGGUUGUGCAAUGGCUAGGGCCUAAUUUAGGAAACAAGGAAUGGGAAGAUUUAGAAAUGCAGGUGGUGGUGGUGUUAUUCGGAUGGUGUUGAUGGAAUUUGCAAUGGUCGCGGAGGAGUUGGGAUGGGGUAACCGCCCUAAUUCAGUUAACAAAUAUGUAUUUAAUUAUGCAGGUGAGGUAUUCAUCUACCGGUAACACAUAUAUAACAGCUUCUAAAGAUGGUGUUGUGAAGAUUUGGGAUGGGGUAACCGUCCAAUGUGUGCGUUCUAUGGGUUAGCUGAAGCCACCGGUGCAAGUUUCACCAAGGACCAAAGGCUUAAAAAUUGUGAAAUGGAUGCUAAUGAAAGGGCCAAGCUUGCUGCUGUAGCAGAAAGACUUGGAAGGGAAGUUCGUGUGUUUGAUAGAAUGACUACUACUAUGUCAGAGAAAGCAUCUGUGGAUGAUACGAAGGUGCCAGGCGAUGACUUCUACGAGUUCACUGCAGAAGACUACUAUCGAACUUUGUCUUCCAAGAAGGAUGGUUUAUUCACUACUCUUUUACGAAACAUGACGAUUGAACUUUUGUAGAACCAUAAUUUCACCAACGUCAUGACCAUGUUUUUCCAGAUAUCUCCUCUAUGAUUAUCCUUCUUGUAGUAUUGGAUCGAGCAUACUUAUUGUCUAAAUAAAACCAUGAAAACUAGGAAACUCCGAGAAGCUGAGCAGACUGCCCGCAGAGCAAGAAUAACCAAGAUUUUUUCUCUCCUGUGGGAAGGACUAUGUGGUGAAGCUUUGGGAGGUUGGCACAGAGAGAUUAGUCAAAUAAUACGUUGGAGCUACACACAAAUAAUUGCGCUUCCAGGUACUUGAUUUGCGUAGCCAUCUUUGUUUCACGAGUUUAGGAUUCAUUGUGGUAUCUUCAUUCUUUCCAUUGGAUC